Molecule: messenger RNA, 840 nt
Organism: Megalobrama amblycephala (Wuchang bream)
Lineage: Eukaryota; Metazoa; Chordata; Actinopteri; Cypriniformes; Xenocyprididae
Product: paraneoplastic antigen Ma1 homolog
Exons: 2
Coding region: 1-840 (279 amino acids)
Source: RefSeq, a predicted model, not a curated record
AUGGCUUUUGCACGGGAUCCAAUUCUGCUUGCUGAGUUGUCCAAAUGGUGUAAGGAAGUGGACAUUGAGGAGAAUCAUGGCAUACUGUUAAUAGGAGUGCCUGCUAAAACUGAUGUGGCGUUUAUAGAAGAGACAGUGCAGACUGUAAAAGCUUUUGGCAGGGUUCAAGUCAUUGAUCCAGCUCGCAUCCCACCAGAAUUACUGCCCGCUGAAGGAGAGGAAGCUUGGAAGGUAGUAGUGGCUUUAGCUGAGGUGCCCAUUUCAGAAUUCUCACAGAAACUAUCCAAGUUCUUAAGUGAAGAGGGAAAAUCUAUGUCUGACUUGCAAGCUCUAUUCACUCAGUCUACCUCUACUGCUAGUUCUCCUGAAUCUAUCAUACGUGCCGUGGGUGAACUAUUGGAGAAAACCUCCAAACCAUCGACUGAUGCUAGUGCUUAUCGCAGAUUACGUACCUUUUCGGGUACUGUUCCCACGCCAACAGGAGAGGAAAGUUUGGAAAACUGGAUGGAACAAGCCAGAUUGAUGACUGUAGAGUGUGAAUGUUCCGAAAAGGAGAAAAGAAGAAGAAUAAUGGAGUGUUUAAAAGGCCCAGCACUGGAUAUUGUUAAGGCUGUGAGAUUUUCAAGUCCAGAUGCUAGUGCUUUGCAGUAUCUGGAUGCCUUGGAGAAUACUUUUGGAACAUUUGAAUCUGGAGAGGAUCUCUACUUUGCUUUCCGUCUUCUUCGACAAUCACCAGGAGAGGCAUUGUCUGAUUUUCUGAGGCGAAUAGAGAAAUCUUUAACUAAAGUGGUUCAGAGAGGAGGAUUGGCACCACAGUUAAUUGGACAGAGUGAGGAUUGA